Octodon degus (degu) is the source of this 3734-nucleotide messenger RNA. It is a transcript of the gene Extl1, whose product is annotated as exostosin like glycosyltransferase 1. Gene Ontology annotation, cellular component: membrane; Golgi apparatus. Gene Ontology annotation, molecular function: glucuronosyltransferase activity; acetylglucosaminyltransferase activity. The transcript is spliced from 11 exons. Bases 836 to 2863 code for a protein of 675 amino acids. The record is from RefSeq and is a predicted model, not a curated record. Lineage: Eukaryota; Metazoa; Chordata; Mammalia; Rodentia; Octodontidae.
UGGAGAGGGACCGGCGGCAGAAGGAGCUGGCAGGGCUUGGGGGCCAUGGAGCGGGGCGGGGCUCAACAGACCUGGCCUCUCCUCCUUGAGAGUUCCAAGCUCAAGGGUCCAAGGUGGCUGUGAGGCUGGGGAGUGGUGGGGCCGCCUGCACUGGGGACAGCAACAGAGUGUAAGAGGACUGGAGCCAGAAUCCUCUGGGUCCCCCAGGCGAAGGGCUCUGGCUUCAGCUGACUCUGAUGGUCCACAUGGGCACAGAGUUUAAAUUUAGCUCCAGUCACAGGAGUGCCUGGCAGUGGGUACCUUGGUAGCCAGAGCCACGCAGGGGGGCUCUUCAGGCAGUGGGGUGUGGGAGAGACCAGCCUACUUCCCUCCAGCCCUGUGCCUGGCAAGGGUGUUUCCCAGGGAAGCCCUGACCAAUCUUCCAUGGCCUGGCAGACAGCCCUCCACUCAGUCAAGGGCAGGGUCAGAGGUUCCCGCCACGAGGGCAGAGGGACAUUGCCUUGCAGUCUGGACAAGGGUUGCAUCUGUCUUAGCGGUGUCCAGGGGCAGGUUCCCCUGCUAGUGGGGCAAAGGCUGGCUUGGUUGUGUGACAGCCAAGGAAACAGAGUCCUGAGCACAGGAAAGCAAGUCCAGAAAGCAGGGUCCUCCCUGGUUCCUCAAGCGUAGCCAGUGACUUGCUCUCUGACCCUAGGCAGGGAGCUCUUCCCAUCUGUACAAUGGCAGCGCUGGCCUAGAGGGCUGCUCACAGCCCCGCACUGGCCCUGAGGUCCUGCUCAACCUUCCUGAGAGUCUGCAGAGGCACCUGGCUUCCCCUAGCCUUGGGUGUGGGCAGCCAAUGCAGUUCUGGACAAGGAAGUCUCUCUGGCUGGCACUGUCAGCCUCCUGGCUCCUCCUCACCCUUCUUGGAGUCUUCCCUCUUCUCCGCCUAGCAGUGUCCCCCAGACCUCAGCCUGCUGCCCCUCAAGGCUGGCCCUGUUGGCUGGAUGCGGCGCUCCUGCGGAGUUUCUCUCAGCCUGAGGAGCCCCUAGAAGAUGCACCUCAACCUCCUCAAGCCCCCCAUGGUGCCAGCUGCAGCUGGGGAAUCUGCUUCGAUGCCUCCAGGUGCAGGGGCACCGGCCUCAAGGUGUUCGUACACACAGCAGCUGGACCAACCUCUGAGAUGCAUCGCAGGAUCCUGGCUUCCCUGGAAGGCUCCCACUACCACACACGCAGCCUCGGGGAGGCCUGCCUCCUCCUCCUCCUCCUCAGCCCGGAUGCCCCAGCUGGACGGUGUGACCCGGAUCCUCACCACUGGGAUGGAGGCAGGAACCACCUGGUCAUCCGUCUCCACCCAGACCCCUGCCCCCAGGCCUCCCAGCUUGGACAGGCAAUGGUGGCGGAGGCCAACCCCAGAGCGGACACCUUCCGGCCUGGCUUUGAUGUGGCACUCCCGCUUCUUCCUAAAGCCCACCCAUUUCGAGGUGGGGCUCCUGGCCAGCUGCGGCAGCACAGCCCCCACCCUAGGGCAGCCCUGCUAGCCCUGGCAGAGGAGGGUGGCAGGUGGCGCAUGGCAGGUACCCACUCUUCCACCUGCCCCUGGGAUGGGCGCUGUGAGCAACAUCUUGGACCGGAGCAAAACAGCCCUGAGGACAAGCUACCCAAUGCCACCUUCUGCCUCAUUCCUGGUCACCGCACUGAAGCCUCUCGCUUCCUGCAAGCCCUACAGGCUGGCUGCAUCCCUGUGCUCCUCAGCCCCCGCUGGCAGCUGCCCUUCUCAGAGGUCAUCGACUGGACCAAGGCGGCUAUUGUGGCUGAUGAGCGGCUCUUGCUUCAGGUCCUGGCCGCCCUCCAGGAGAUGGCUCCUGCGCGGGUCCUUGCCCUGCGCCAGCAGACCCAGUUCCUGUGGGACGCCUACUUCUCCUCAGUAGAGAAAGUCAUCCACACUAUGCUGGAGAUUAUUCAGGACCGGAUCUUGGGCGCAUCUGCCCACCCCUCACUGCUGUGGAACAGCCCUCCAGGGGCACUCCUGGCCCUGUCCACCUUUUCCAGGAACCCUCAGGCCUUCCCCUUCUACCACCUUCAGCAGGGCUCCCGCCCUGAGGACAGAUUCAGUGCUCUGAUCUGGGUGGGGGCCUCCAGCCAGCCGCCCUUGAAGCUCAUCGAAGCAGUGGCCAGCUCCCAGCAUUGUGCCCAGAUCUUGGUUCUCUGGAACAGUGAGAAGCCACUUCCUUUCAGGUGGCCAGAGACAACAGUGCCUAUGACAGUCAUGGAGGGGCACAGGAAGGUCAGUGACCGCUUCUUUCCGUACAGCACCAUCAGCACAGAUGCCAUCCUCAGCCUUGAUGCCCACAGCAGUCUUUCUACAAGUGAGGUGGACUUUGCCUUUGUGGUGUGGCAGAGUUUCCCAGAGAGGAUGGUGGGCUUUCUAACGUGGAACCACUUCUGGGUUGAGGCUGAAGGUGGCUGGGGCUAUACUGCUGAGAUGGCCAAUGAAUUCUCCAUGGUUCUCACUGCGGCUGCCUUCUACCACAGGUAUUACCACACGCUCUUCACCCACUCCCUGCCCACGGCCAUGAGGACCCUGGUGGAUGAGGCACCCGCCUGCGUGGAUGUCCUGAUGAACUUCCUAGUGGCAGCAGUCACCAAGCUGCCCCCUAUCAAAGUGCCCUAUGGCAAGCAGCACCAGGAGACUGCACCCCUGGCUCCUACGGUUCCGGGAUCUGGAUCUCGACCUCAGGCCCCACACCAAGAUUGCAUCAACCAGAUGGCAGCAGAGUUCGGCCAUAUGCCUCUGGUCUCCUCUCGCCUGCGUCUGGACCCCGUGCUGUUCAAGGACCCGGUAUCUGUACAGCGCAAGAAGUACCGCAGCCUGGAGAAGCCCUAGGCGAGGCCCGAGGAGGUCCUAGCCCGGAUCCCACACCCCACCGCUCGCUCGCUCUCUGCGCUGUGCCUCCGCUUGCCUGGAAUGCCUACUUCUGCUCCACCCAACUACCUUGUCCUUCAGAUCCGUGCCUGACAUUUAGGUCCGACCUCACAGGCUUCGGUGUCGUUAAACAGUCGCGUUUCCCGCACUGUUCACGCUGGCGGGCAACGUGAGCACCUUAGGCUCCAGAACCCACCUGGGAGUCCGGAAGGCGGCUCGCCGUCUCCUCUCUGGUCCUGCAGGUAGAGAUAGUAACUCUCUGCCAGCAUGGACACUGUGCUGAGAAACCAAACCCCCUACCCGGGGUUUCCCGUCGGCGAGGAAGGCAGCCAUCUGCAGAAGCCUGGGUUUUCAGGCUCACUUCUCGCGCCCCAGGAAAGGAGCAAAGAAGUGCAAGGAAAUUAGGAGUCAGAGGAGGAAAAAGGAUGAGAACGCAGCGGGGCUUCCCUGCGGCGCUGGAUCCAGGGCUCUGGCACCACCAGCCUCCCCGCAUCACCGGCUUGCGCCGCUAGAGAGCAGCGCCGCACCGCACUCCCUCCACAGAAGGGCCUGGCUCUGUAAACGCCCUCUGGCGGGGCCGAGAGGGCGGGCAGGGGGCGUGGAGGGCAAGCGGUGCGCACCACCCAGGGUCUGCAAACACGGAAGGAAUGGGAAAGAGCAGUCACAGGGAGCCCAGCAAGGAGAGACUAUUCCCGGUGGACGGAGCAGGAGGGCUGUCCCCAGAACCCUGUAGGUGAGGGCGAAGUGGGGGAGGGCGCUGGUUCUCCUGGCUUCAUCCACCUGGAACUGGAAUUAUCACUUCCGAAAUAAAACGCGUGUCCUUGCCCCUUCA